Messenger RNA from Micropterus salmoides (largemouth bass), 5168 nucleotides. It is a transcript of the gene fgl1, whose product is annotated as fibrinogen-like 1. Gene Ontology annotation, biological process: regulation of immune response; negative regulation of T cell activation. The record is from RefSeq and is a predicted model, not a curated record. The transcript is spliced from 12 exons. NCBI's taxonomy places the organism in Eukaryota, Metazoa, Chordata, Actinopteri, Centrarchiformes, Centrarchidae. Bases 2239 to 3198 code for a protein of 319 amino acids.
CAUCACACCCCUCUAAUGUGGCCGCUGCAUGCUCUGCAGCCAUGUCAGCAAGUGACUUGGGAACAAAGUUCAACAUCACGAGUUUAGGAUUUCAGGAAGUGAAUUUUAAGGAACGAGUGGAAACUGAGAAAUCACAGUGUUAAAAAGGUUUGUGUUCCAGACAUGGAGAUCAGCUUUGUGUUGCUGUGCAUGAUGCUGGUAGCUAGUGUGACACCAGCGUCUGCUGCAGCACAGGUAAGACCUGCUCCUAUUGCUAUUGAACCAGGCAUCAUAGAGAGCCUCCUAUUGGCCACCCAGCAGCGUCCCUGGCUCUGGAGUGUCUAUGUCUUCACUGUUGGACUUCCUGUCAUUCUCUUCAUUAGCUUCAUGUGGCCUGACAAGAGGUUUGGGCCUCCUGAUCAACAGUAUUACUAUAAGAAAUCUGACGAUGCUCAACCAGAUGAUCUGGAGAUCCCAGAGCGCACAGUGGAUACCAAAGGAAAAACUGACAGUGCUGUGACAAGGAGAAGAGACACCCAAGGUAACCAGGGGAAGUCUGACUUAGACCUGAAGGAUCACUGAUCAGUGCAACAACCUCAGGAGAGGGAAGCAAUACCAGCUCGCAAGAGGAUGCUGAGCGAUCACAUCUCUGCCCAGUCGUACUGAUGGCUGGAUAAAAUGACACCGUGUAAACACAACAAUGCCUGAGGAAUGAACUACAGAUUGUAUUAUGGUUUUGUUUAAUUAACAAUGUCAGAAAAGUCACAUUAUAAUUAUUUAUACAUAUAAUUUUUUAUUUUUACAUAUUUCUAAUUGUUCCCAUAGAAUGUGCCACUUUUAGUGUGAACAGUCAUUUGACGCUAAUAAAACGCGCCCUUUCACACAAAAUGGUUUUGUUUGUUUUAUCAUAGUCAGGAUCUGAUAGUGACCUCCACAUAUACACAAUAGACUGUAACCGGGCAUAAGAAUGAUACUUGUCUUUAGUAAUUGUUUAUAUGGAUUGUGACAUCAUUGAAACAUCUAGAUGGAUACCAUGAAUGGAUAAUAAUAAAGGAUAGUUUUGAUAUUUUGUUAAAGGAAUUGUUAGACAUAGUUUGAAAUAUGCUUCUUUCCAUUUUAGGGCUAUCAAGAAUUAACACCACUCUCACGUCUAUACCUAAAAAGCUACUGUCAGCACCUGGUUAGGUUCGUAUAGCAAAAAGACAGGACAUGGGGAAACAGCUAGACCGUCUCCGGAGUUAUGUGCAGGAUUUUGUCUCGACUGGGAGCAGCAGCAUUCUCAAGUCUUGUCUUUAUGCUAAGCUGGUAUAACCAGCUCCUUGCUGUUGUUACAUAUUAACCGUACAGACAUGAGAGGGGUCAUCCAAGUCUCAGCAAGAAAGAGAAGUCUAUUUCCCAAAAUGUACACCUGCUGUGUGAUAGCAAAUACCAAUAUGUCAAAGACUUUUGGAACGGCAACGAAUCAACGUUAAUCAUCAUCAGCAACAGCCACAUUUUUCACAAAAGUUCCUGUGUGAUCCUUUGAGCUAAAAUGUCUCCCUCUGCACUGCGUCUUCAUGCUUUGUUCAGGGCUGACCUGCAGUGGUAUUCAGCUGCUCACAUUUAUUUGAAAUGGCAAGAUACAGCUCAUCAACAAAAUGACUACCCAAGUCUUUUAAUGACACUCAAUGACAAUACUACGGCUGGAUAAUUGGCCAUUAAAGGAAAGAAAAAUCAAAGAGCUGGCAAGCGGAGAACAGACGAGAGGAAUGAGAAAAAGGGAGGGCCAGACAGACGGCAGAUCACAGACAAAAGGAGAGAGAUUCGGGGAUGCUGAGGAACAGUUGUUUCACUUUUGGCAUGGUCUCCUCUGAUCAAAUGCAAAUGUUUGUAGAGGAAUAUGAUUAUAGUUUUUUAUUUUAUUACCUUCUAUUAAUUAGAUAUGCCAUAUCUCUUUACUCCAUUCAACAAAAAAAGAUUUUCCCGAAAGUGUGGCUACUUGUGAAUUUCCCCAGUUUGGAAUCAACAAAGUCUGUCUUCCUUUUGGCAUCUGUGUGUGCAUCUGUUCUCGACACUCCCUGCAUAUUUUCUAUACUUUAUGACUGUAGAGAAUCUGGUAUUUUCUCCUUCUCCUUGAAAACAUCUUUCUUUGGAUCCAGGUGUGGGGAGCAUUUCAAGAUUCUAACUGUGCUCUCUGUGACCAGAUUCAACUAAACUCUGACAAGUGGAAGUCUUUUGACGUCUGAGCUUUUAGUUUUGUGCUGUCUAAAAAAGAAGAGGAUGGAAGGCCCACUGCUGCUGCUCACAAGACUGAUGGUCAUCACAGCUUGCUUUCAAUGUCUCCAUGCGUCAGACACUUGCAGUGAGGAGGUGGCUCGUCUGUGGGAACACAAGAAGCUUCUGCAGGGCCAGCUUCAGAAACAAGAACUCCUCCUACACAGACUACAACUGCUGAACCAACCUGGCAAGGAGGACAAAGCCAGAUCCAACCAGAGCCAGGACAUACAAUACACAGACUGCUCCCAGCUCUUCAAUUCUGGCUCCAAAUCGAGUGGUCUCUACAUAAUCAAGCCCCAUGGCAGCCCUCAUCCAGUCAGAGUCUACUGUGAUAUGAGUGAUGGAGGUGGUUGGAUUGUCCUUCAGAGACGGAUCAAUGGAACAGAGAGGUUUAACAGGUCAUGGGCAGAGUACAAGGAUGGCUUUGGAGACUUGAAUGCAGAAUUUUGGCUCGGAAAUGACAACCUGCAUUACAUCACUACACAAGGGAAUUAUUCUCUGAGGAUUAACCUGGAAGACUUUGACGGCUAUCAACGCUAUGCAGAGUACAAGAACUUUAAAUUGGCCAAUGAAAAGGAUCACUACCGACUUACCUUUGGAGCCUAUGUAGGUACAGCGGGAGAUGCUAUGUCUGGAAGUGAUCGGGCUGAUGUGUCAGUGUGGGCCAGUCACCAAGGCAUGAAAUUCAGCACCUAUGACCAAGACAAUGAUAACUACAAAGGAAACUGUGCCCAGGAAGACAAAGGAGGCUGGUGGUUCAACAAGUGUCACUCAGCCCAUCUGAAUGGCAUGUACUACCCCAAUGGGCACUACAGUGCAUUGACAGAUGAUGGUGUAGUCUGGUACAGUUGGAGAGGAUGGUGGUACUCCCUGAAGACCAGCAUGAUGAAGCUGCGGCCCAGCGACUUCACAACUGACCCCACUGAUGACCCCAAUGCUGUUCAUAGCAAACCACCUGCCUAGAUCAGACACGAGCAGAUAUCACGUCUUCUUGGCUUCAGUAUUUUGGGAAGAAACAGCUUGGCAAACAUGUAUUAAUUGGUGUGAAAUCAAAUUUCAAAAAUCAAAAAACAAACCUAAUGGGAUUAUUGUAGUAUUUUUAAACCUGGCCCCUAUUUUCACAUGUUUUGCUGUGUAAAUGACUAUUAAAUACAAAAGGUUUUGGAAUAAAUGCAGUAGAUGGCUUCAGCCAGCAGCAACAUAUUCCUCUGAGGCAAUUGCUCCUGUCAAAAUUACGUUUACAAAAAGUGCUUUUGAUUGCCACUGACAGGCUCAGUCUGUUAUGUGAGGUAUCUAACAACAUCAUGAAAAGAACCUUUCCACUGUUGUCUUCCUGCAACACCUCAAUACUCACGAGAAUUCAGAGCAAGAUUUGACCUUGAUCAAUACUUCAGUUUCCUUUUAAAACCACUUGCAAGGAUCCUUUCCAUGAUGUUGUUAGACACCUUGUGUAACAGUCUGAGCCCAUCACUUUUGGUGGAGAAAUACGUUGCAGCCACUGCAACCGGAUCGUGCCAGUCAGCUGAAGACAUCUACUGCAUGGAUUCCAAAACUGUACCUACUAAUCAGUUUUACACCAAAAAUAUGUGAAAAUGGGGCACAGGGUAAAAUUCCCAAAAUUACCCUUUAAACAUAAAUCUAUUUUUAUUAUCCUCUCAAAUCCCACGAGGACUUGUUUGCACACUAAGCACUAAUCAACCCCAUUGACACAUGGUGACAAAUAUUCUGUGCUAUCAGAUUGUAUCUGGAUGGAGGAAUGUGGCAGUAACUAAGUCGAGUAAUAUAGCAUUUAUGAGCUAAAGAUUAUCUCAAUCAAAUUUCAACAACAUAGUAAAAUCUUUAAAGACAUACUUGUAAGGGGACUUGUGAAACUUUUUGCCUGUUUAGGAGACAUGAAUGUUGCAAGAGGAAGUAACACAGACAAAUGUCUGUUUUGGUGGAGGAAUCAGUGUGUGCCUGACACAGGCAGAAAGAUUGGACUGAAGGCGAUGAAAGGAGCCAUUAUCAUGUCCUUGAAAAUGUCUGUAACAAGAACGGUUAGUGUUAAAAAUUAUAAAAAAGAGCAGCUGAGUGCGGUACUGGGAGUUUGCCCAACUGCUAUGUGCUGUUUUAACAUAAGCAACUGAAAUAUAAGAAUUCUGCCUGUGGCUACAAAUAUUCAAUAUCUUCUUUUUUAGAGGGGCAACUAAAUCGAGUAUCAUUUGCAGUGAGCCAGCAGCACUAUUAACAAGAUGAUCAAUAUGGGAGGGACUGAAGUUAGCAUAACAGUUCUCUGUUAUGUUGACACAUGGUAUUGAAUUAAAUGAAGACGCAAUCACUUCUGUAAAUUUAGCUACAGCAUUAUCAGAGGGACAUCUAGAAUAGGAAUUUCUGCCUAAGGGUGCGUAGUUCAGCAAUAGGAACUCAAAAGAUAUUAAACAGUGGUCAGAUAAAAUAUGAUUCUGUGGAAAGACUAUUAAAUGUUCAAUUUCAUGCCAUAAGCCUGAACAAGGUUGAGGGUGUGGUUAAAACAGUGACUGGGUUUAUGAACACUCUGACAGAAGCCCAUCCAGUCUAAUAAUGAGAUAAACGCAGUACUAAGGCUGUGAUUGUCAAAAUCCACAUGAAUGUUAAAAUCACUUCAUUAAUUACUUUAUCUGUUUUAAGGACUAAACUUGAAUAAAAAAUCUGUUACAUUUUCCGAAUAUGGACCAGGAACGUGGUAGGCUUUUACAUGACUGAAAACACAGGACUGUACACAACAAUAUAUGUUACUUGAGGGGAAAACCAUAUAACUAUAAAGAAUUCCUUUUAGGGUUUUAGUAAACUCUGUACUUCAUAUCACACGUACAGGUUAUUAUUAACAACUCUUCUUGGGAACAUACAUCCAGCUUUAUCUCCCUGCCAUUUGGAUUAUAACCAUGAUUCAUAAAUAAAAACAAGGAAACACUUCC